AUGUCAGUCGAAAAAAAGAUAACAUUUGCAAAGAUCAAUAACGAAUGCCCUUGCCCGGGCAAGAAGGUACAAGAACUGGGCAAGGUAUGUCAGCUGAAAAAAAAGGUAACAUUUGCAAAGAUCAAUAAGGAAUGCCCUUACCCGGGCAAGAAGGUACAAGAACUGGGCAAGGUAGAAGAACCAGAUGGCAGGAGAGUAGAAGAAGCCAGGAAAAUGCACAAGAAAAAAGUACAGAGUGAACAAAGAUGUAAGGAAGUUGCCGAUUGUGCAGUUGAGGCUGCACGAGCUGCAGCUAAUGCAGCAGAAGAAGCAACAGCAGCAGCAGCAACAGCAGCAGCAGCAGCAGCUGCAUUACAGGCUGCAGCGAAAAUUUCUGAACAAGCAGAGAAGGCAGCCAGGUUGGCUGAGUUAAAUGAAAACAGUGUUACUUCUCUAAAACUUUCACAACAAGCAGCAACUACUACAACAUUGUAUUAUUCCACAUCAAAAGGGGCGGAAACAAAGAUCAAGAUCGAAGAAGAAAAAAGAGCUGCAAUCAACAAAACAAAACUACAACUAGCAGAAAACAAAGCUGCAGCAGUCAUUACUGCAGCAGAGGAAGCUGGUGCAAAUGCAUCAGCAACUCUUACUGCAGCAACAGCAGCAGCAGCAGCAGCUGUAUUAGAAGCAGCAAAAUUGGCAGCGAAAUCUGCAGCAAAAGCAGCAGCAACAGCGGAGGAUGCAACAUUAAACAAAACGGUUACAAGUGAGUGCUAA
Mercenaria mercenaria is the source of this 756-nucleotide messenger RNA. RefSeq names its product antifreeze protein Maxi-like. The transcript is spliced from 2 exons. Bases 1 to 756 code for a protein of 251 amino acids. NCBI's taxonomy places the organism in Eukaryota, Metazoa, Mollusca, Bivalvia, Venerida, Veneridae. The record is from RefSeq and is a predicted model, not a curated record.